UGUACCAGAUGGACACCAGGUCCCUUUUCCCCUCAUCCUGGAUCAAUCUUUUUCCUUCUCUCUUUUCUCCACCUCUAUCAUCCAGUUAGCUCUCUCUGCUUGUUGUAGAUCCCAUUUUACCAAACACACACUCAUCUCUCUCUCCCUGUUGUUAAUUUUUCCCCGUCGCCCCACUCUCAGUCAGCAUGGUGAACAGAUAACUGCUAAGCUGUGGAACAUGGGCUCCUGCCUCUGCAAAGGUCACCAAGAGCUGCAAAGUGGCCAGCAACACCCCAUGGAAGAGCUUCACUCAGACGCUGAAGGACAGCCCAUCUUUAAGGGUAACCAUCAGCCCUACAAUGGCAGCAUAUCAGAUAAAAGGAGCAGCAGCGGGUAUGACAUUGGAGAAUUGGCUACAUCUUCCCUGCUGGGACUGCUGGCCACUAUUAAAGACCACAUCACUAAGCCCACAGCGAUGGCCCAGGGCCGAGUCGCCCACCUGAUUGAGUGGAAGAGUUGGGGAGGGAAAGCGACGUCUGGAGGAGGCUGGUGUGGCUGGACGAGAGAUGGUGGAGGACUGGGAAGUGUGGGAGCAGCACUGCAGGAGGACGAGCAGCUCUAUUCCCACCUCACUGAUGAAAUCAAAGAAGCGCGAUUUGCUGCGGGUGUGGCAGAGCAGUUUGCUCUGGCUGAGGCAGCGAUGAAUGUAUGGUCAUCCCAGGAUGUUGAAAAUAAAGCUAUAGGCAGUACAAUUCCAGUACAAGACCCAGAGGGACUUUAUAUUUCUCACUUCCUGUUGGAUGGAGGGAGUCUGGGUGUUCCUCAGUACCUGUACAGACUGCACACUGAUGACACCAGCUCUCUGGCACCUUCUCAUCCUCCUCAGUCUCAUUCCCCCAGUCAUUCUCAUUCUCCGCUGGACACACAACGUCCACCGCAGGAGCAGAGGAUCUCGCCGAUGGAAGCGUCCCUGCGACAUGCAGACAGCAUCUCCCUGUCGGAGGAUGAGGUUUUUUAUAACUGAACUUUUGAUGAUGACAGUGGAACAAAAAAAAAAAGGUUUUUCAUCUGUCCUUUGUGUUCACUGAAAAGCAUAUGAGGUGACGUCUGGGGUCAUUGCUUUACCGUUAAAGUAUGUAAUAGCCACAGCUGAGCUAUUUGAACGUGGGGAUCGUUGUACAUGCCGACAUGUUAUGUCCAUAUCAUGUUGCCUUUUUGCAAUGAUGAUGGAGAUUGGACUUUAUGUUAACAGAGUCAGACCAAUUACAUUUAGAAUAAGGUAAAAGGUCAUCGCAUAUGAAUGCAUCUAAAAAUAAACAUCGACAGAGGGGUGAUCAAUGACUUUUCACCUUCCACUGAGUGUUUGUAGAUAUUUGCAGCAGCCUUUGACAAAGAUUCAGAGGCCUAUUAGCUCUAUAGACUGAAGAAGAAAGAGCCAAAAGAAAACACGCUUUCAUCUCCACAGACAGAGAUUUUCCUGGUGCAUUUCCACUAAGAAUGAUUCAAUGGGGCUACAGAGAUGAAUAGGAUUCUUUUGUGAGGACUCUGGAGGGUGAAAGUGACUUAUGCCUUUGAGCAAAGCCGCAGAUAUUACUUGGGACAGUGAGGUGGAGAUUUUAAAGAUUUUUCAUAUUGCCAAAUGUUUCCAUGGGGAUUUUGAGUAUAAAACGUCUAAACACAGCAAAUGACUACAUGUAUCCUCAAAGCUGAAAACUGCACAAUACUGACAAUAUUAUAAAAAAGGUUGGAAUGGUCACAACUGCCACAGAUUUAUAAGUCCAUGUAUAUGUAGAACUUAAAAAAGUAUUACCACAGGUAACUUGAAUCUUGUGUUAAUGAUUGUGUCAGUCAUUUUUGUGCAAUCUUUUGUAUGUGAAAAUCUAUGAUUUAAUCUUUAAAAGAUCUAUUGCGGCAGAAACCACUUGCUAACAAGAACAUUCUUGUGUGUUCUUGUGUGUGUCUGAGCUGGAAUAACAAUCGUCUGCCUUUUCUCUGUAAUUAGCCCUAUUCACACUCCACUGACAAAGAAAAGGAAAGAGAGAGAUAGUGAGGGAUGAGGUAGAAGAGAGAAAUCAGACAGAGGGGAUUAUAGCAAAUGCAGAAGAAGGAGAGGGCGAGAGAGGAGGCUUUUGGGAGGUGGAAUGGUCAAGUGUUAUCAAUAUCAUGCUCCUGCAGGGUCUUUUAAUAGAAGUUUACAUCCUCGUGUGGUGUCAGAUAAUGUGUGUGACUGCUUUGGUGCUUCAGGGGAGGGUUUGAAGUAGGAUUUAAUUGUGUUGAUAGAGGCUCUGGGGUGAUGAGCAGAAUUUAGAUUGUGUUUGUAACUGGAAUUCAAUGUCAAUACAAUAUAUUAAUGAACAAUCCAUGAAUUCAAAUGGAUUCUUAUAAAACCUUUUCUAAGAAAAAAGCACAAGGAAUAAUGACCGAAAAACAGAGAAAAGAACCGAAUUGGGAUGGUUGAGAAAUUAAACGAAGGUAAUUUAUUACUGAA
Messenger RNA from Carassius carassius (crucian carp), 2467 nucleotides. Its product is annotated as protein FAM131C-like. Lineage: Eukaryota; Metazoa; Chordata; Actinopteri; Cypriniformes; Cyprinidae. The transcript has 7 exons. The record is from RefSeq and is a predicted model, not a curated record. Bases 218 to 1003 code for a protein of 261 amino acids.